Molecule: messenger RNA, 1343 nt
Organism: Periophthalmus magnuspinnatus
Lineage: Eukaryota; Metazoa; Chordata; Actinopteri; Gobiiformes; Gobiidae
Product: tubulin polymerization-promoting protein
Exons: 5
Coding region: 134-931 (265 amino acids)
Biological process (GO): positive regulation of protein polymerization; microtubule bundle formation; microtubule polymerization
Cellular component (GO): microtubule
Molecular function (GO): tubulin binding
Source: RefSeq, a predicted model, not a curated record
CAGGAGCAGAUCGCGUAGUGAACGAGACACGAGGACUUCUCUUGGGUUAGUUUCCUGUUUAUGCCUAUUUAAAAUAACUAAUCCUUAAAGGUGGGUUGCCAUUGCCAUGGUAACAAAGGAUGCUUAGCUCAGUAUGGGAACAGCUGGAAGCACAAAGAGAAAACAAAAGUCAAGCACACUGAGCACUGCACAACAGGACACGGGUUUCUGCACAGGCAUGGCAGACCACAAAGACAACAUAGAUGACUUUAAGGUCCAAACAGCCAAACACCCAAACAUCAGCUCUGUCCCCAUGAGGCCGCACACUGAACAAUCCCGGGACCGUACCUCCAAAAGGCUCUCCACCGAGUCCAACGGCACCAGUGAUGGAGGCAUGGGCUCGUCCACACCAGUUGAGAUCACAGCUUUGGAGGAGUCAUUCCGGCGCUUUGCCAUCCACGGAGACACACGGGCCACGGGCAGAGAAAUGCAUGGCAAAAACUGGUCCAAACUGUGCAAGGACUGUGGUGUGAUUGAUGGGAAAAACAUCACCCUGACAGAUGUGGACAUCGUCUUCAGCAAAGUCAAGAAGAAAUCCUGUCGAACCAUCACCUAUGACGAGUUCAAGGUCGCGCUUGGGGAAUUAGCGAGGAAAAAGUACAGAGAGAAGAGCGGGGAGGAGGCUGAGGCUGAGGUCUUCAAGCUAAUCGAGGGAAAGGGGCCUGUCAUUGCAGGAGUUACGCGAGCUGUAGCCUCUCCUACCGUGAGCCGUCUGACUGACACCACAAAGUUCACCGGGUCGCACAAGGAACGCUUCGACGACUCGGGGCGCGGAAAGGGCAAGGCCGGGCGGGUCGACAUAGUGGACACAUCGGGAUACGUCUCCGGAUACAAACAUAAAGGGUCAUAUGAGAAGAAAGUCACCAAAAAUAACGUGGGCAAACCCAUGUGAGGGUAAGAAGAAGGAAAAAUAACAUUUGACCAACUAGAGUAAUUUGCUAUUAAAAGAGUUCUCAAAUCAAGCACAAAAGAGUAGGUAUUGAUCUACAGUAUUUUCCCAUUCAUCUAUGUGUAUGAGAGAUUUUGAGUUUGUUUUCUUGUUGUGAAAGUGUGAGAACUGGAAAACUGUUUACAUCCAUUUUUACAAAGUCAUCACCAGCUGGUACAUUCCUAUCUAAUAGUGAGUUACUGCCAAAACACUGAAAACGCUAUGCUAUCAAUAUUGACACUGUUCAUAUAGGGUCAUAUAUUAAUUAUCCAGCAAAAUGAUGAAGAACAAGCCAAGAAAAACAAACUAUAACACAGUAUGACAUUGCACUUUUUAAUAGAAAUAUCAAAUCCCGUUUUAUUUAGUACUUUUUAUA